CGAAUAUGGCCGACGACGAUGGCGUCAUGAUGCCUGCGGCGGAAAGCGGCUUGGCUACAGCAAGUACAACUCCAUCGGCAGAGGUUGUGGACGCUCCACAAGGCUCGACGGAUGGACUUCUACAGACGGCAGCACAAAAUGCAGUAGACGAGGCUGCCAAGUGGAAGGAACGCAGCGCACGUUUAGGCAGUGCAGUGAACCAACAAAAGGCUCGCAUUCAGGAACUCGAAGAGUCCGACACGAGAUUGAAGCGACUGCUCAACUUGGCCAAACGAAGCAUUGAAAGCAAGGAUGCGUCGAUUGAGUCCCUCAAGCAGCAGGUGGUUGAGUUGAAGGCCGCAGCGGCGAAACAAGGUCGGGCCAAGGACCCACGCCGCAUCCUGCACAAGGUGAAGCACGUGAGCCAUGCCGGGCUGACAACAUUGUGGUGUCUUGUCGAGUACACAAGCGACGAUGACGACGAUUCACGACCCCCCGAGAGUGGGUGGCUCUCCUUCCAGAGCGAAGACGAUCUCGUCGAGUACGUCCGGCGUGCCGCCGGGGAGCCCUUGCGCGUGCCCGACCUAAGUCUCCCUCCCUCCGACAUUCACCAAAUGACGCAAGACUUGAGCGACGAGCUUGAGCGAGUCCAAGAGGAAUUCCGGCGGUAUCGCGUGCGAUCGGAAAUUACUCGCAAGCAAAAAGAAGCCGAGCUGCGCAAGAUUAGCGCAACAGCCUUGACAAAGCAGACGGAGCACAUUGGAGGGGUCGACCUCCAGCAAGAGCUCCAAGCCGCGCGGCUACAAGUUCGGCGAUUCAGUCAGCUCCAAACGGCUGCGGAAGAACGAGAACGAGAGCUCCAAGACAAGUACGACAAACUCACGCGCGACUAUGCGAAACUGAGCGGGACGAUGGGCGAGACGGUUCUUGCGAUGGAGUGGCGGUCGCGGUACGAGCAGGUCGUGGCGGAGAAGGCCGCGUUGGAGGAACAGGUCGUUGCAUCUUCGACAUCGGCGGCGCAUGGCCACCACUUGCUCGACGUUGAAAUUGGAGGCAAUGACAUCACGAAGCUCAAGAUGGAGUUUGCUCUGUACCGAAAACGGGCGAUGCAAGUCGUGGACCAAAAGGAAAAGGAGCUCCAGCAAUAUACGAGCCGCACGCAUAGUGGCGGUAGCACAGGCGCCCUCAGCGGAUUCUCGUCGGCAGGAUUGCGGCGCAUGAGCAGCUCCAACAGCUUGAACGGAUUCGAAACGUCGUCGCACGCCCCGACCACGAACGAGUACCUCAAGAACAUCGUGAUCAAGUACAUGUCGACGGACCAAGAGGAGGUCAAAGAGCACAUGGAAAAGGCGAUCGCAACCGUGUUGAACUUUUCUCCGACCGAGGUCAAGAAGAUUCAAGACAAGCGAAAGGGCGGCGCCGCUGGGUGGGGGCUCUGGUGAUGAUGGCAUGGACUGGAUAUAGAUAGGCACACGCGCGAGGGCCGCUUCGGCCACGAGUAAACCCACGACAUGAACACGACUGUCGGUGUUGCAACUGCUAUUGUCUGCAGUGUCCAC
Messenger RNA from Aphanomyces invadans, 1538 nucleotides. RefSeq lists its product as hypothetical. The transcript has 6 exons. Bases 6 to 1421 code for a protein of 471 amino acids. The record is from RefSeq and is a predicted model, not a curated record. Lineage: Eukaryota; Oomycota; Saprolegniomycetes; Saprolegniales; Verrucalvaceae. Gene Ontology annotation, cellular component: Golgi apparatus.